AUGAGACGAUCCGGAUCCGCCAAACNNNNUCAGCCCAGACGACCAUUCUGAGGUAUCCGGCUCAACGUGGCAUUUUCGUAAGGGAAUACGCCACCAAUAUGUAUUCUUCUAUUACGUACGUGCUUUCACAGACUCUGUUGGAAUUACCGGUAGCGUUCAUAGAGUCUAUCGUCCAGCUCAUUAUAGCUUACUUCAUGAUGAACUUCCAAGGUAGUUGGAUCUUAUGGGUCCUGAAUAAUCUAUUCAUCAACUUGGUAUCGGCAUCCUUCGCCCAGUUCCUCGGUGCUCUAGCUAACACUGGUGCCCAAGCAAUGCAGCUCAUGCCGCUGAUCAUGGUCCCUCAGAUGAUCUUCUCUGGGAUAGCUACUCCUAUAAGUCAAAUACCAGUGUGGUUACGAUGGUUGCAGUAUGUGAGUUUCGUGAAGUACGGUGUCUCCUUGGCCUACUUCAACGAAUUCGGCUUCGAUAUGACCCGCCUGAACGAGACCAACGACAUCCACUCUGAUCUCGUUGGGUUAUACAUAGGUGUUCUAUUUGCAAUGCUCAUAAUACUGCGUGUCACGGCGACUAUUGCUCUGAAACGCAGAGCUCGGUACGUGUACUAA
Messenger RNA from Perkinsus marinus ATCC 50983, 605 nucleotides. Its product is annotated as ATP-binding cassette transporter, putative. Gene Ontology annotation, molecular function: ABC-type transporter activity. Gene Ontology annotation, cellular component: membrane. The transcript has 2 exons. The annotation marks the transcript as partial. NCBI's taxonomy places the organism in Eukaryota, Perkinsozoa, Perkinsida, Perkinsidae. The record is from RefSeq and is a predicted model, not a curated record.